AGGGGCUGUGAGUGAAGCAGACAGAAAGCAGACAGACACCUUUAAGACAACAAGACAGCCAGGCAGGUCAGAUAGACAACAGACGCAAUCAAGAUGAUGAUGAUGAUGAAGAACCCCAUCGUUCUGGUGACCUGUGUCUUACUUCUCUCGUCUCUCGCUGUCUUGGCAUAUCCAAACAGCUUUGGUCCAGAUGAGUGCUGCUUUAAGUUCGCCAAGAGCCUGCCUAAGACGAAAGUGUCGAACUACAGAUACACAGAAGGGCAGUGUCCAAUGUCGGCUGUGAUUUUUAUGAUGAAGAAAGGUCGUCAAUUCUGUGCCAACCCAUCUGAGAACUGGGUUCAGGACAUCAUCAGCUUCAUCCAAAAUGAUGGAGAGAACAGCUCCGGGUCCAACUAGCCCGACUCACCCAAUGUUACGGUGUACCACACCUCAAAUACUGAGCCAAGCGGAGGUGGUGGUGUAACAGUAACCCUUGAUUUAUCUUCAUGACGUCCUCUAUUUUUAAAGAGAAUAUUUUAUUAUAAGUUUAUAAGUAAAUGCAAAACCCCUAAAAUUAGUGAUUUUUAUGAUCUGUUCUUUUUUCUGUUUUAAUUUGGAUUUAAGUGAUGUAUUGGAAGAUUACUAUAUUAUUAAAAAACAUACAUGAUUA
Dicentrarchus labrax (European seabass) is the source of this 649-nucleotide messenger RNA. Its product is annotated as C-C motif chemokine 5-like. Gene Ontology annotation, cellular component: extracellular region. Gene Ontology annotation, molecular function: CCR chemokine receptor binding; chemokine activity. NCBI's taxonomy places the organism in Eukaryota, Metazoa, Chordata, Actinopteri, Moronidae. The record is from RefSeq and is a predicted model, not a curated record. Bases 94 to 396 code for a protein of 100 amino acids. The transcript is spliced from 3 exons. Gene Ontology annotation, biological process: G protein-coupled receptor signaling pathway; lymphocyte chemotaxis; immune response.